Molecule: messenger RNA, 2505 nt
Organism: Trypanosoma cruzi
Lineage: Eukaryota; Euglenozoa; Kinetoplastea; Trypanosomatida; Trypanosomatidae
Product: trans-sialidase, putative
Exons: 1
Coding region: 1-2505 (834 amino acids)
Molecular function (GO): exo-alpha-sialidase activity
Source: RefSeq, a predicted model, not a curated record
AUGGUCUCACGUGUUGCUGCAGUGAAGGCACCCCGCACACACAACCGUCGCCGCGUGACCGGAUCCAGCGGAAGGAGGAGGGAAGGAAGAGAGAGUGAGCCGCAGAGGCCCAACAUGUCCCGGCGUUUGCUUGAUUCUACGGUGCUGCUCCUAUUUUUCGUGAUGAUGUGCUGUGGCAGUGGAGCUGCGACCGCUCAGGUGGAAAAUAAUGCUGUUGCUUCAACUCCUUCUGGGUCGGCAUUGACGAGUGCCAUUACUGCAGAGGGGAGUGCUUCAGGGGGUGUUGAGUUGCCGCAGGGAGUCGAUCUAUUUGUGGCGCAGACGACGCAGGUGCAGCCGAAGAAGGGGACUGACUCAAGUCGGAGGGAUUCAUUUGUUUCACCCUCUCUCGUCAGUGCUGGUGGAGUAAUUGCUGCUUUUGCCGAGGGUCACAUAAAUGCCAAAAACUCCCAUAACGAAUCAACUAAGCCGUCUUCUGAUGUUGUUGCGGAGUACAUCGACUCUGCGUGGGAAUGGCCCACUCUUGUUGGUGAGGUCGGUAACGAAACAUGGAGGGCACACACUGUGCUUGGUAAAGCGGAGGGAAAGGAGAGAUUGGAUGUUGUGCACCACCCCACAACCACCACGAAGGGCAAUAAGGUGUUUCUUCUUGCGGAAGGCUCUGAUGUGUCCUACGAAGGUGGGAGUUGGAAUGAGGGCAGAUUCGAACUAAAACUGGUUGUGGGUGAGGUCACGAAUUCCACGGGCGGCAAGCAGAGUGAACGGAUCGAAUGGGGCGACCCCGAACCACUCCCGAAAUCGGUCUCUUCUGCUUCUCACAAAGGUGGAUUGACGGAGUUCAUUGCUUCCGGUGGCGCAGGUGUUCUGAUGGAGGAUGGCACUAUUGUGUUUUCUCUGAUGGCGAAGAAUGGAGCAGAAGGCGUUUGCUCCAUGAUCAUUUACUCGAAGGACAACGGCAGUACCUGGGUGUUCCCAGAAGACACUUCGCAUCCGAAAUGCGAGACACCCCGCAUCACCGAGUGGGAGGGAUCACUUCUCAUGAUUGUUGAUUGCGAGAAUGGCCAGAGGGUGUACGAGUCGCGGGACUUGGGGACAACGUGGACGGAGGCCAUCGGGACACUCCCAGGCGUGUGGGUCAACUCAGGAUCGGGAGCCUCUCAGGAUUUAAGCCUGCAUGUGGAUGCUCUCAUCACCGCGACCAUUGAGGAAAAGAAGGUCAUGCUGUACACACAGAGAGGGUACGCCUUGGGGGAAACGGAAAGGGUCACUGCGCUCUACCUUUGGGUGACGGACAACAACCGCUCGUUUUCUCUUGGACCGGUUGGCAUGUACAAUGCUGGGAAGGAGGAGCUCGCCAGCAGCCUGCUGUACUCGGAUGGCAAGUUGCAUCUUUUACAACGGAGGGUCAGUGGUGAAGGCCGUGUCAUUUCACUUUCCCGCCUGACGGAGGAACUGAAGGAAAUUGAGUCCGUCCUCAGUACUUGGGCGCAAAAGGACGCCUUCUUCUCCAGCUUUUCUAUACCCACGGCGGGUCUGGUGGCAGUUUUGUCAAACGCAUCGGCCAACAAUGACACGUGGGACGACGAAUACCGUUGCCUGAAUGCAAAGGUGAAGGAUGCGACGAAGGUCAAAGAUGGGUUUCAGUUGACGAAGCCUGGCUCCGGGGUAAUGUGGCUUGUGAACAUUCCGGAUGAUAAAGUACGUCAUGUAUUUUUGAGCCACAACUUCACACUUGUGGCGUCGGUGACCAUCGAAGAGGCUCCGAGCGAGAAAACUCUACUGACUGCGGUGCUGGCGAACACUGAGCCCCAAUAUAUCAUGAGACUGUCGUACACCGCGGAUAAGACGUGGGAGACAAUUUUCAAAGGCGAGACAAAACCAACAACGGAAAGCAGGCAUUGGGUGCCGAAGAAAGAACACCAAGUGGCACUCAUGCUGCAAGGCAACAAGGCCUCUGUGUACAUUGAUGGCGAGUCGCUGGGGGAGGAAGAAGUGCCGUUAACAGGUGAGACACCACUUGAGCUUUUUGGGUUUUGCUUUGGCGCGUGCGACUUCGGUGAUGAUGGUGAUGAUGAUGAUGAGGAGGCCAGUCCGGAGAAGCCCAGUCCGAAGGGGAUCGGCAAAAAACCUCGUGUGACGGUGACGAACGUCUUUCUGUACAACCGCCCACUGAAUUCCACUGAGAUGACCGCAAUCAAGGACAGGAUCCCCGUUCCGAAGAGAGCUCCAGAACCACAAGUGAAAAUUGCUCCCAAACCUGUCGCACCUGCUUUACCUGCUGUGCCUGGCCCACGGGAAGUACCAGCAGCACCGGGGAGGACAACUGUGGGGAGAACCGCCAAUAACCAACAUGCGCCAGCGGGACGCUUGACUUCUGCUGGGAAUGAAGGGACGGCACGAGAAAAGGGUGAUGGUGGGGCAAAUGGUGAUGCUGGUUCCGCGUACGGGAGGGUGCUGCUGCCGCUGCUGCUUCUGCUGGGACUGUGGGGCUUUGCGACUGCGUGA